Messenger RNA from Nezara viridula (southern green stink bug), 2505 nucleotides. Lineage: Eukaryota; Metazoa; Arthropoda; Insecta; Hemiptera; Pentatomidae. The record is from the annotation of a GenBank genome assembly.
AAUGUUUUGGUGUUGGGGGUUAUCUAUCCACGUGAUAGAUGAAGUUUAACACUUAUAAUUUAUAUAUGUUUUUGAUUGAUAAUUACAUCUUUAAACAGUUUUAAUGAUGUUAGCUAUUUUCCACCAAGAAAAUAGCGCUUUUUUGCUAACGCUAGUAUUUGUUCUCAGUUAAAGUUUUUAUAACCCAAAAAAAAUUUAAAAAGGUCUAAAUUAAUGGUUUUCCAGUAUGUUGGAGCAUAACAAGCGUAAUCUAAAAAAACUUAGGAGGAAAGAAAAUAAAAAGAAGAAAUUAAAGGCUUUCUUGGAAAUAAGUAGUUUGAAUGAUCAAGAUCGUAAGAAGUCAAGUGUAAAUUCAGCUAAUGGUGGGUUACCUCUCAAAGAACCAUCUAGUAAAAAAUUCCAGAAAAACUUUGAGGAACCUAAUCCUAAACGAAUGAAGAGGGAUUAUCUCUUUCCACUUAAUGGCAUUGCAGCGGAUGACAAUAAUGAUGUUCAUACUAGACAGGAUAGAAGUCUACUUUCCGAAGAACAAAUUUCUGAGUUGAACAAGCUACUUAAAAUGAGGAAAAAGAUAAGACAUGAGAGACCCUUCUUGGAGCUAAAUGAAGUCGGUGAAGCAGCUACACUCAGUUUGCCAGAAUCUCAACGCGUGCCAUUACCUUUUGACGACUUCCAACAUUUUAUCAUCACGUCACUAUUUGCACAUAUGGGUACUAAAGGUCCCAGUAGGUGGAUAAAUUGUAAAAAGUACCAAAAACUGGAGCGACGAAUUUUUUUGAUAAUUGAGGGUGCUGGUCUAAAAGAUUAUUUAGAAAAUGUAGCAGACUUGAAGACCCUUUCGCAGUUCGAAAAGCAGUUGGAAGUCCUGUCGCCGCUGCAGUAUGGUGGCGAUUUAAUAAGUGAACUCGCUCUUGUUUCUUUAACUAACAGCCAAAGACAAAAGCUUGCUUCUGAAUAUGGAUCUUUGAAAGAAGCUUACAGUUCUGGUGACAUAUUUAAGACUUUCAGAACUAUUUUCCCCAUCACUGAUAGAAGCGACAAAGUUGCUGAAGAUAAUCAAAAUAAAGAUAUCAGGCUUGCUAAUUCAGAAUCGCCUAUGCUUGAAAAAGUAAGACCAAAAGAUAAGUUUUCAAGGAAAUCACUCCUUCUCAGCCCUUGGGAGAUGAUAGAGGAAAAUUAUCCUAUGCCUUUGAAUGGAGAACUUGGGAAGAGAUAUUCUGACUUUAUUUUCACACGUCAUGAUUACAACGAAGUAACGGAAAACUCACCUAUGUGGGCUAUAGAUUGUGAAAUGUGUCUAACAGCUGCUGGCCAAGAACUGACUCGUAUCUGCAUAGUGGAUGAAGACCUCAAUAUUGUGUACGAAACUUUGGUUAAGCCAUAUAAUCCUAUCAAAAACUACGUCACUAAGUUCUCUGGCAUCACACCUUCUAUGAUGAAAAACGUUAAAACUCGCUUAGAAGACGUGCAAGCAGAUAUCCGUGCCAUUUUUCCUCCUGAUGUUAUACUUAUUGGUCAAUCAUUGAACAGUGAUUUGAUGGCAAUGAAGAUGAUGCAUCCGUUUGUCAUUGACACUUCAGUCAUCUUCAACAUGUCUGGCAUCAGGCAAAAAAAGACCAAGCUGAGAAUUCUCGUCGAGGAAUUCUUGUCAUUAAAAAUUCAAACUGACGAUGCUGUUGGGCACAGUCCUGUAGAGGAUGCAAUUGCUGCUAUGAAACUGGUCCAAGCCAAAUUAGAACAUUCACCGAAUUGGGGAAAUGUAAUUUUAGGAGGCCAGAGGUCUAAAGAAGAAUCUAAUGCAGCAAGGAUUCUUCUGGAAACAAGGGAGGCAGCUGGUAUGGCCCGAAUAUCUGUUGCUGAUCACACGCGAAUUGUUUGGCCACAAUUAAAAAAAGAUAGAGAUUGUCAAAACCAUGAGAUUCACAGUUCCGGAAAGGAUGUUCGUUCAGACACACAGCACUUAGAGAAUAUUGGUGCCACAUCAUUAUUCUCUCACCUAGUCCGUUACGACAAGAAUGCUUUACUGGUUGCCAAGAAGAAUGAACUAGACAAAUUUGCUCCGUUUACUGGCAACAUCAACAAUAGAUUUCGGAUGGAAGCAGUAGAUACCAACAGAGCUGCCAUAAAACAUGUCAGAGAAUUUACUGAAACCGAUGGGACCGGAAUAGCUUAUGUUUCAUUGUCGUCCCAUUCGCCAGAAAAGGCUAUUGCGAAGGCAGAUAAACUGGUAUCGAAGCUACUGAAGUGUACUAAAGGGAACACACUGUACACUGUUCUUCUUGCUGGCCAUGCUGCCAAGCCUAGUGACGGUAUAAUUUUCCUACACCUUUCAAGAGAAAGAAUUCCUAUGAUAUCGAAUAUUUUCUAGUUUUUAAAUGUUCUUCUGAAAUAUAUUUAGUGUUAAAUUGAAAUUUAUUGGUAUUUUGUUCUAGGACAUUAGUCUUAAAUAUGUUUUGUAUUGAAUUCAAAUUGUUUUUAUUUAAAAUACAUACAUCUAUAUAAUGC